CCCCGCCACCGACGCGGCCGACUCUGCACACCAGCUGGCCCCGCCCGCCGGCGCACCCCUGCGCGCCAAGUCCGUCGAGUUCCUGCUCGACAAGGAGAACCACGCCGCCGCACAGCCCCCUGAGAAUGAGCUGCAGAAGAUUGGGUGCAACAGGACGAUGUCUGAACACCAGAUGCGCGUGCAGCGCUCGCUGCAGAAGCUGCACGUGCCCGACUGGUAUAAGAAGUCGACGGUGGCCAGCCGGCCCGAGGGCUUCUUGCUCAAGCGCGGCAGCACCAACUCGGCGCUGCACCACUGGCCCGGCCUCGGCUCCAAGACCACGUCGCUCUCCAGCCUCGGCUCGACCAGCCUAACCGCCUCGCGCUCGCCGACUAGGAAGCACUGCUGGAACCGACCGGCUAACUCCCCUCAUCAAAGCAUCCAGACACAUCGUCAAAGACAGACUCCGGCUUUCGAAGAGCUUAAACAACCCAGCGACAGUCAACAGUUCAGAGGCAACCUGCUGAGCCCGAGCCCGGGCCCGCACGUGUACAUGCGCUGGAGCACGAGCCGGCUCAACAGCGGCGGCACGUCUGCGAGCACGUCGCCGUGCGGGUCGCUGCGCUCGUCGUUCAACUACCGCCAGCCGUACCUGGGCUGGCGCUCGCAGGAGCGGCUGACGCAGCCGCGCACGCCCGCGGAGCGCCUCGCCGCCGGCCUGCUGCCAAAGCUCAACCCGCCUCGGCCGCCGCACCCGGACGCCGACGCGGACGCUGACGCCGAAGCCGACAAAGCCGCCGGCGAUGAAAAGGUCUCAAAUUUGUCCGAAGUCCAGACAUCUAUAAAAGAAGUGACAUCAGCCAUUGUCCACUAUGUUUCUGGAGUCAAGGAUGGCCAAAAUGAAAACAUGCCAAGCAGCAACAGGCACAGCCCACGAGGCAGUGGACGACUCUGCUGGUUAGAGAGCUCAUUUGUGGGGAGCAGACCAUUAGAUUCACCGGAAACUCCGCUCCUGCUUACAAGCACAAAAACGUUUGGCAGUGACAGUGAUCCUACUGCUACCAAUAUUGGCAUGGUACCCAUGGACAAGAGUGGCACUGCAGCAAAUGAACUGUAUCUGGAGCUUAGUAAUACAGCCACUGAAACCUUCAACACACGUCAGUUGAAUGGAGCACCUUGCAAAAGGCCAAGUCCAAGUUCAACCACACUGGAAGAUGUACUGGACUCGUUACUGGGCCUACCUCCAGCUUCUCGGUCACCCAGUCCAGGACCUGUUCAUGCAACUGACUUCGCAGGAUUAAAACUUGGCAGAAUGAGGCCAUCCAUGCUGGAGCAGUGUCAUCUGGAGGAAAUGGACCACCAAUGCAGUAAAUGCAGUAACAGUGAAAGACAUUUACAGUGUAAGUGUGGAAACAAUAUUAAUCAGUCAUUUGCAAACAGUUGACUAUGUUCUAAAAUAAUCAGUAUGUAGAAAACAGUGGUUGGCUGUAUGUUCAAACGUGCUAGAAGUGUGAUAUAUUAUAUAAAAAUGCAUCCUUUUAAUUAAUCUUGACUUCACCAGUGAAACUGAAUUUAUUAUGUGUCAUAUGUCUGAAUAUAAACAGUUGUUUACCCAAAGCUUAAAUUUUUAUGCCAGUUGUUGCUUGUAUACACUGUACAGCCAGGCACUCAUAUAAUUAUUGUGAAUGUAUGGCUAAGGUAUCAGUUAGGCAGAGAAAUGCAAUGUAUGACCUAAAUUUAUGUGUAAAAUAUGUCCCUGAAGUGGAUGAAGCCCAUCAUAGUGUUCCUGCAGAAUAAAAUAUGCUGCAAUAGCAGAAGCCUUUAUUUAGACUGUUUUGUGAGCUGUAUACUGUCUGAUGUUACCUGAAAAUAAUAAACAAAUGUUAUUCUUGACACCAAUUUACUGUGAUAUAAGCUUAUCUAAUGUAAUACGUCAAUGUAGCUUAAUUUAUUGUGUAUUACCUAUAAAAUGUAGAUGUUCUCCUGAAUUAAUUUAUAAUUAAGAAAUGAUUGAUGACAAGCAGAAAAAUCCAGUGUAUUAUAUUAAUCAAAAUAUUGUGAGCUGGAUUAGUGAGGAAUCUGUGGUUAACCAUUAUCAUCAGUACAACUUGUAUAAAGCUAACCUGAAUAGCAUUAAUAUAUUAUUUUAGUCAUACCUUCUUGGGCUGUCAGGCAUAUCUACCAGGAUGUACCUUGCUGUAAGACAGAUCUUUGCUGGGCCACAAUGGUAAACCUACAGUGCCUUUGUCAGCUAUAUUAUGUGUUGUUUUCAUCUAUUCUAUUCCUGGAAAACUGAGAAAUAAAUCUCUUUACACCAUGACCCAACUAUCUAACAUGUGUUACUCGUAUAUGUUAGUGAUAUAAUUGUCAUUUCUAUAAGUGUCCAGUUAAGUAACAAGGUUUAUAAUCAGGGUGAUAGAAGCAAUCCUAGUGAUGCAAAGCUUAUUGGACUGUAGCUACAAAUGCUGAGAAACUAUGUGAGAUACUAUAUAUGUAAGUUAUGAUGGAGCAAAGAAUUAUUAUGGUACUAUAAAAUCUUAUUCUCAGCUAUUAAAUUUCUGCCUUUCUUACUGAAACAUGAACAGUUGAAUUCAAAAUUGAGUUCAUCAUCAUAUGAGUGUGAAUUAUACAUUUAUAUAAAUUCUACAGUUAAUGAGUGUAAUAAUAUGCCUACUGUGAAUAUUCAGAUGAUUUACUUUCUGAUGUUUCUCAUAUAAAAAAUUGGUACAGUUCUCAAUGCAUGUCAUACAGCAUUAUCAUCUCUCUUAUCCAUAAUACAAAUGUCUCUUGUUAGUUCUAAAUUUCUGUAAUUUUUAAAAAAUAUUUUAACCUUUAGGCAUCCUCUAUGAGCUCUAUACUUGAUGGUACUUCAGCAUUUCCUAAGUUUUUUUUAUUAUAUGUUUUUUCCUUGAUGUAGGAACACAUGUGAAAUGAUCAAUGUAAUUCACUAUGAAAUGUGAAAUGAGGUUCCAUAAUGAGCUUUAGCUGUGUACUGUAUGGAGGGAUGUAUCGUGUUCUGUUUGAGCAGACAAUGAAUAACAUUUAGAAACUCUGCAAAAAAAAUUAGAAGAAACCUGAUAAACUUGUAGCAUUUUAGUAAAGUGUUGAUGACCAUCAAUUUCAGUAUGAAAUCAAGAAAUGUGUUUAUGGUUAUCCAUAAAUAAUUUACAAUGUCAUACACACACAUGUUACAGCAUGUCCCAUAAUUCCUCUUGAGAAAUACAGUAUAUCUAAUGAAAAUGAGAAAUAAGUAAAUGCAGAGGAAUUAAUUAUUGUGUUCUUUGUUCUUCACAGUUUUUGUAGAUCUGCAGUUUAUGGAAUCAUGUGUGAAUAACUUCAACUAUAACUUAAAAUUUGCAAGAGAUCUUUAUGCACUCAUUGCACACUACAUAGUGUUAUCCUAAUGUCUAUUUUUUUCAAAUGCCAGAUGUAUUUUUUAUAAAAAGGCAUGUAAUACAGGCAGCAGAAAAAUGGUAAUUUAUUGUAGAUACGUGUUUCAUGGUGUAGUUGGCCUUCCACAAGUUGUAGGCACUGAAAUGUUUUCCAAGAAUGGUCACACUAUUUUAUUAUGUGUGCAUGGAACUUAAAUGAAAAUGAGAAGACUCUUUUUUAUUGUAUUAUUAUAUACUUAAAAAUAGCACACACUAGA
Schistocerca americana (American grasshopper) is the source of this 3628-nucleotide messenger RNA. RefSeq lists its product as uncharacterized. The record is from RefSeq and is a predicted model, not a curated record. NCBI's taxonomy places the organism in Eukaryota, Metazoa, Arthropoda, Insecta, Orthoptera, Acrididae. The transcript has 7 exons. Bases 158 to 1423 code for a protein of 421 amino acids.